Messenger RNA from Lachancea meyersii CBS 8951, 1704 nucleotides. Lineage: Eukaryota; Fungi; Ascomycota; Saccharomycetes; Saccharomycetales; Saccharomycetaceae. The record is from the annotation of a GenBank genome assembly.
AUGAAUACGUUUCCUCAGUCAAGAACUAGCACCGACCUGCGUUCUGGCGAAAUUAGCGCCAGUUCUAAACUCAAAGCAUUUUUCCACAAAACAGAAAACAACGUGGACACUGGCGUCGCUGGGAUGUCCAAAAGAUUUCGCGAAUACCAAGAUAGGACCUACAAAAAUAAUCCGGCUGCCACGUAUACGACGGAAAUUAAUGAAAUCAAGAACGCUAACCCUUUCGUUGAGGAAUUUGUGGCAAUGAGGAUGAAGGUCGGAACAAAAACGCCUAACAUGAUUCGAUUUGGGUCAAAUCAGACAAAGUACUUCGAGGAAGAUUCGAUAGUUGGUCUUUCAAUCAAGGAAAGCCAUUCCGAGCCAAAAAAAACCGAUUCAAUAUUGAUGGUAAAGGAGCAGGACACGAAAUAUGUUGAAGACAGCUUUAACUCAGGUUGGGACGAAAACAUCGCGAUCGAGAACCCGAUAGUCUUGGAAGGUAUGCUUCGUUGCUGGGAGGCAUGCGGAAUUCCAGAUUCCGAAUUUGAUGCGGAAGAUUUAGUGAUGACUGUCCAAAAAUUGAGCUAUGGUAUACUUCAAGCCUUGGCUAAUCAAGGAGCCGUCAAUAAAUUGGUCAAGCAGAUUGAAGUAGCCGAAAUCACCGAAGACUUUGAGGAAUGCUGGCUAGAUUUACUCGAAGCGUUACAGUCCGAAGAAAAGCUCAUGACGAUGGAGACAGACUUAUCAGAACAGUUUGCAAUAAAUAAAGAGCAAAGAUCUCGCAACCUGUUUUUGGAAGACCGUGUUAGAUUCUUGGAAUCACAAUUAGACGAUCAGUUGCUUCUAAAACGUGAGUGUGAGAAUAGCGUUGCAAAUGCCCACGAAGCUGCGAAACUAUAUGAGGAUCAAAAGUCAAAGUACCAUGAUGUUUGCACCAAAAUUAACAGAAUCGAAUUAGACUUAGAGGAGAAAACUAUGCGAAACGACGCUCUCUUACAGGAAAAUGGAGAGUUAAGGGAAGAUCUUAUGAGACGCGAAAGCCAUUUGGACACCUGUGAGAGUCAAUUAAGACGCCUACAGAGGACAUUGUCACAAAAUCAGGCGGAUGCUGAGAGGACACUAGAGCGGAAGAACUAUCAUUGCAACCAGCUUAUUGCGCGAUGUGAGAGCUUAGAGAAAGACUGGAAGGACAGCUACUCCCGUGUCGCCCAUGAGUGUGAAAAAUUGAAUUUACAAUCUCAAAACUUGAGACUCGAUCUUCAAAGAGCCAAAGAAGAUGUAGAGAGGUACAAACUGAAAACGACGGAGUCUCUGAUAUCCUUGCAUACGUCCAAGAAUCGUAUCCAAGAACUAGAGACUCAAUAUAAAGACGCUUUUGGCAAAAUGACUGCUGCGUCAAGUCAGCUAGAUGAAAUGCUGGACUUUAAACAGAAAGCAAAAGCUAGAAUAAUCUCUCUGCGGGAUUCAAAGCUGGAGAUUAAGAAACAAAGUAAGCAUAUGCAGCACAACGAAAGCUUGCUGCGAUCUCAACUCAAUGAGAUUAUCGACCAAUACGAAGUCAAGGACGCGGAAAAUCGAAAACUGUUGAUAGAGUUAGAACAGUCGAAAAGACUUGUUCAAGAGACUAAAGAAUUAUUUAAGGGGCAUGCUACACCGCUAGGACAUAAAAGCUUGAAAAAACACCGUCCUUUAAGGAUUCUCACAAAUCGUAUUGAUGCGUGCUAG